AUGGCCGCCCCUGUGGUCCCAUAUGGACAGGGUCAAAACCGCUUCUGCAGCGCUGCACCUGCGGCCCAAAGUGCGCAGGUUCAGUAUAUAGGUAUUAGUGCUGGUGAUAUCUAUAAUACAAGCCGAGUAAUUGAAGGUAAUACUUUUAUUGACUUGUUGGCACAACUCGCUAGCGCACAAAAUAAGAAGCAAUGGGAAAUUGGACCUAUUCUCCCUACUAAACUAGCUAAUCAUAUCUCAUAUAAUAAGAAAAACAACUGUUUGGAUUGGCUGAACAAGCAACCUCUAAAAUCAGUUCUUUAUGUAUCUUUUGGAACGUCAACUUCAUUUUCUGAUGAACAAAUCAAGGAGCUCGCGAUGGGAUUAGAGCGAAGCAAACAAAAGUUCAUAUGGGUGUUGAGAGAUGCCGAUAAAGGAGAUAUCUUUACUGGAGAAGCUAGAAGAUUUGAGUUGCCAGAAGGUUUUGAGGAAAGACUAAAAGGGGUAGGCUUAUUAGUUAGAGAAUGGGCACCACAACCAGAAAUCUUGGCUCAUUCACCGACAGGUGGAUUCAUGAGUCAUUGUACAUGGAAUUCUUGCAUAGAGAGUAUUACUAUGGGAGUGCCAAUAGUUGCUUGGCCUAUACAUUCUGAGCAACCAAUUAAUGCCUUUUUUGUGACGGAAAUACUGAAUGUUGUGAGGAAGUUAAUGGAAUCAGAAGAAGGUGAUGUGAUUAGGAAAAGAGCAGAAGAAUUAGGAGCAGCAGUAAGGCAGUCAACAGAGAAAUUAGGGGGCGCUUCUCGAAUGGAGUUAGAUUCUUUCAUUGCUCAUAUCACUAGAUAGACUUGUUUCUCACAAGAAAUUUGCUAUGUUUCUUGCUUUUCCUUAUUCAGUCUUUAUUUCUCUUUUCAAGUUUCAGUUUACUUUUUCAAGUUUUCCAAUCCUGUUUGAAUUCUCUAUUUAUAGCUCAGACUAGAUCAUAUCUAAAAUUUCUUAAAUGAUCUUGGAAUGCU
This is a messenger RNA of Nicotiana tabacum (common tobacco), 992 nucleotides long. Its product is annotated as zeatin O-xylosyltransferase-like. Gene Ontology annotation, molecular function: UDP-glycosyltransferase activity. Lineage: Eukaryota; Viridiplantae; Streptophyta; Magnoliopsida; Solanales; Solanaceae. The record is from RefSeq and is a predicted model, not a curated record.